This is a messenger RNA of Mauremys reevesii (Reeves's turtle), 4752 nucleotides long. It is a transcript of the gene KCNQ1, whose product is annotated as potassium voltage-gated channel subfamily Q member 1. Gene Ontology annotation, biological process: transmembrane transport; potassium ion transport. Gene Ontology annotation, cellular component: membrane; voltage-gated potassium channel complex. NCBI's taxonomy places the organism in Eukaryota, Metazoa, Chordata, Testudines, Geoemydidae. Gene Ontology annotation, molecular function: voltage-gated potassium channel activity. The record is from RefSeq and is a predicted model, not a curated record. The transcript has 17 exons. Bases 539 to 2611 code for a protein of 690 amino acids.
CCCCAGCUCCGCUGCCACCGGCAGGCAGGCGGGCGGGCAAUGCUGCGAGCUGUGGGGCAUUGCCUGACCUGCCCCGGCCCCUGGAGCGGGCAGUGCCCAUGGCGGGCUUUCUGCUUUACACUCCGGCUCCAAGCAGGGGGCCGGGCACCCUCCCCCCGAGCGCGCCUGGCGCGGGCUUGGACGAGCGAGUAGUUCGUGCCAACUGCCCGGGGAAUACCCGGGGGCCAGGCAGCUCCCGCGGUCACCCGGGCUCGGAGCCUCCCCUGGGUAGCAGCCGGGCAGGGAGGCGGAGACCUCGUACCUUUCCCGGCGGGGGCCGUCCCCCGGGGUGGGCCGGGCUAGGAGCGCUCCGGGAGCGGCGGAGGGAGGGAGGGUGUGGGAGAGACUCCCCAGCAGUGCCUGGUUUCCCUCCCGCCUUCCUUCCCCGGGGCAGCGCCGGGGCUGCUUCCCUGCCUCCCGCCCCUGCGGUGGCUGCCCCUUUCCCUCCUUCAGCGCGCACACUCCUCCUCCUCCUCCUUCCCCCCACGCCCCUCCGGCCAUGACCUCCUCCCCCAAGCCCGAGAGGCGACGCUGGAGCUUGGGACGGCUGCCUGGGUCCCGGAAAGGGAGCAUGACUCCCAGCAAGAAGCCCUCCGCCCUGGAGCUGGCUGAAAACACCCCCAAUGCCCACUACGCCCCUAUGCCCCCCGCCCAGGAGCAGAUGCAGCAGGGCUCCAGCCAGCCGGCGGAUCCGGAUCGGGGCGAGCCGCAGUACAAGAGAGAGAUGGUGGUGGUGAACACGGACUGCCCCCGGCCACACAUCAACUUGGACCCUCGGGUCUCCAUCUACAGCAUCCGCAGACCGCUGCUGAGCAGGACCAACAUCCAAGGCAGGGUCUAUAACUUCCUAGAGAGACCCACCGGCUGGAAGUGCUUCGUGUAUCACUUCACUGUUUUCCUUAUAGUGCUGAUCUGCCUCAUAUUCAGUGUGCUUUCUACAAUUGAACAAUAUGCAACUCUGGCCACAGGGACAUUAUUUUGGAUGGAAAUUGUAUUAGUGGUGUUUUUUGGAACGGAGUAUGUGGUUCGCCUAUGGUCAGCAGGAUGCCGUAGUAAAUAUGUUGGAUUAUGGGGAAGGCUUCGUUUUGCUAGGAAGCCUAUUUCUAUCAUUGAUUUAAUUGUAGUUGUUGCUUCAAUGAUAGUUCUUUGUGUGGGCUCCAAAGGUCAAGUCUUUGCAACCUCAGCUAUCAGGGGUAUCCGCUUUCUCCAGAUCCUACGAAUGCUGCAUGUUGACCGUCAGGGUGGCACAUGGAGACUGUUGGGAUCAGUAGUUUUCAUACACAGACAAGAAUUAAUAACUACCUUGUAUAUUGGGUUUCUGGGCCUGAUUUUUUCAUCUUAUUUUGUGUAUUUGGCUGAAAAAGAUGCUGUGAAUGAUUCAGGACAAACAGAGUUUGGCAGCUAUGCAGAUGCCCUGUGGUGGGGAGUAGUGACUGUUACAACUAUUGGUUAUGGGGAUAAGGUACCUCAGACGUGGAUAGGAAAGACCAUUGCAUCUUGUUUUUCCGUGUUUGCUAUCUCAUUUUUUGCCCUUCCUGCGGGAAUUCUCGGUUCAGGCUUUGCCCUGAAGGUACAACAGAAACAAAGACAGAAACACUUUAACCGUCAAAUCCCAGCUGCUGCAUCUCUCAUUCAGACUGCAUGGAGGUGCUAUGCAGCAGAAAACCCAGACUCUUCUACAUGGAAAAUAUACAUAAGAAAACCUGCCAGAAAUUAUCAUUUGAUGUCACCUAGUCCAAAAUCAAAGAAAUCAGUAAUGGUAUCAGUGAAGAAGAAGUUUAAGACCGAGAAGGACAAUGGACCUUCUUCUCCAGAUAAAAUGUUAACUGUUCCACAUAUCACAUAUGACCACGUGAUGGAUGAUAGGAAGUCUGACUUUAAUAUUGAUGCAUAUGAAAAUUCUGACCGUCAGCAAUCCUGGGCAUCUCUUUCCGCACAGCAGUCGUCCUCCAGUGCUCCUCCUUCUCCAGUGAAAAAGAGUCCUGCAUUUUUAGAUGUGAACACGGUACCCUUCAUCAGGACCAACAGCUUUGCAGAUGAGCUUGACCUGGAGGGUGAAACUUUGCUGACCCCAAUAACUCACAUCUCACAGCUGCGAGAACACCACCGUGCUGCCAUUAAGGUGAUACGACGGAUGCAGUACUUUGUGGCAAAGAAAAAAUUUCAGCAAGCUAGAAAACCUUAUGAUGUACGAGAUGUUAUUGAACAGUAUUCUCAGGGUCAUCUCAACUUGAUGGUACGAAUCAAAGAGUUGCAAAGAAGGUUGGACCAAUCUAUAGGGAAGCCAUCUCUUUUUAUUUCUCUCUCAGAAAAAAGCAAAGACCGAGGGACUAACACGAUUGGUGCAAGGCUGAACAGAGUGGAAGACAAGGUAAUGCAAAUGGACCAGAAAUUAAACCUCAUUACAGAUAUGCUGCAUCACCUGGUUUCCAAUCAGCAGGAUGGCCAAAGCAGUAACGGAUCAUCUCAGAGAAGCAACACCAUUAACUCAGAUUUCUUCCUCCCUAACAACACCCUCCCUACUUAUGAACAACUGACAGUACCAAGAAGAAUCCAAGAUGACAUAUCCUGAUAUGGUAGAAAUACAGGUGGUUGUUUUUUCCCUUUUUAAAUGGAACUGAAGGUUGUGAAUCUGGAAAGAGUUAAAUUUAUCAGCCAUAUGGAACGCACAUGACUACUGUACCAAUGUUUCUCGCCUCUGAAACACUCCUUCCAAAGACAGUCAGUCAGAUCAGAUGAAGAUUUAUCAAGCUAACACACCUCAAGGCCUCUGUGCUGUGUUGUUUUAACACAGUACAUUCUUAAAUUCCAUUUUUAUUUUGUUCAAGAACAGUCGAGUGCAAUUCAUCAUGGCACUGCAAGACCAAAACAACAUAGAAGACAGGCAAAAUUGCAAGGAAUUUAUGGCUCUUUUUAAAGGAAAUAUAGUAAUACUUGAACUUAGAUAGCAAUGUGUGCAUUCUGUUUAUGAAUCUACUGAUAGCAAUAUAGUUUUACUAGUUAGAUUUUAAAGCAAAAUGGGGUAACUUAUGUUGAUUUUAUUGUAUAAACAUACCACUGACAUUCUAGAGAAUGACAAACCGCACAGUGAAUUAUUUUCUUUUCUCUGUUACAUAAACACUUACCAGAUAAUGACUAGAUUUUCUUUUUAAUCUGUUUUUCUUCAGGGAAGAAGUAGUGGUUAAUCUGAAACCAUACUGUUUAUAGAGGAAAGUGCUAUAGAUUUUUUUAAGAUAUGAAGUUUUCAUGGGAGAAGGAUAAAAUACGUCAAUGAAAAAAAUAAUUCUGCUUUCUAGAAACUGCUGCCAAAGAGUUUAUAUAUAAAUGUUAACACAACUAUCUAAAUGUGCUUGUCCAGAAAGAUCUUUUUAAAAUGAGUGUUCACUGCUUUUAUAUUUUUUCUAUGUCUAAUUUUUGUAGCAUUACUUCCAAAAAUGUUACAAGUAAAUACAUGCAAAAGUCUAAAGCAACUGGAUCUUGUUGGUCAAGUGCUUGAAUCCGCCAGUUAUUGAGCAUCCACAACUCCCAUAGGAACCGAGGCCCCAGUUCAGAAAUGCAUCUCUAGUCGGUACAGCAUGUAAGCACAUACAUUAAGUCCUUAAGCAUGUUUUUCCUGACUAGGGAUAGAUUUAAGCAUGUGCCUAAGUGCUUUCCUGAAUCAGGGACUCAAAACACUCAGCUCCCAACAGGAGACACUCAAAACCCCCAAAGGCUUAGGCCCUAAUUUAGGGGACCAAGGCCAUUAAAACUAAAGACUCACAUUGACUUGGUCAUUCAGGCUCCAAAUCCUACUUGUCACACUCAUACAAGUAGUCCCUACUGAAGUCAGUGGGCCAAAUUCUGCCCUUAUUUAUGCCAGUAAAGUUAGUGGAGUUCCUCCACAUUUAUUUUUGUAUUAAUGAGAGCAGAAUUUGGCCCAGUGUGACUACUCACAUGAGUGAGGUGAGCAGGAUUUGGACUUAGGUGACUUAGAGUGAAAUUCGCCCCUUACCAAAAGCCAACAUAAAGCCUGUCCACUUCAAAGGCUUCAGUAGGUCUUAAAUGGUGCACAAGUUUUGUAUUGGCUCUCUAAACAUUGAUGAAGUUCACCCUGGUUGAGAGAGUGACCGAAAACUGGUGAUUACAAAGCAAAUAUUUAGGCCAAAUUAAUGACUAGGUUUAUUGCAGGUAAAUGAAGAGGAGGGCAGAUGGGGUAGGUCACAAACUCUUCUACUGUUGUAGCAAUAGAUAUAAAAAUCCAAGAUCUGAAUAUUUAGUCCUGUAUAUUUGAAAGGAAUUGGACUGUAUUGCAAAACUGAGGCCCCAUAGCCACUUAAUAUUACAUAGCAGUUAACCUCACCACACUUUAACAUAUGAGUAACAUGAAAUACUUGUGCAUAUCGAUUGAAUUGAGCUCACAGGGUAGCAUAGGUAAUAGGUCUGGGCUUUGUUUUAAACAUUUAAUCUUCUAACAUGUCUGAACUCAGUUGAAUUAUAGAGCAAAGCAUACUGUAUCUCCUUAUACCGAUUGUUAAAAUUAUUCAGUCUUGCUGCUAUACAGUAGAUCAUUUUAAGGGUGUAGAAAUUUACAGUUGUAAACAGGGACUAUUUCGGGGCAUUAUGUUUUAUAGAAAUCAAAAAUAAUUGUGAUGAUUUUGAAUUUGUUUUUUAAUGAAGUUCACUGUGUAAUUUCAGGUUAUUAAUCUGACUGUUAAUUUCCUAAUAAAAUACAGG